Molecule: messenger RNA, 486 nt
Organism: Colletotrichum destructivum
Lineage: Eukaryota; Fungi; Ascomycota; Sordariomycetes; Glomerellales; Glomerellaceae
Exons: 1
Coding region: 1-486 (161 amino acids)
Source: RefSeq, a predicted model, not a curated record
AUGCUUCCUGACGAUGCCACGCCCCCUGGCAAUGCUACGCCUUCCGACGCCUCAACGGUCAACGGAGCACACCAGCAGCCCCAAGAGGACGCAGGGGUUGAGCUCCAAUGUUUGGCCCAGCCACAAAGCCCAGGUUGUCCAACCAGAAAAUCAACAGACAACACCGCUUCAAACCCCCUAAUCCCCUCGGCCGCAGGCCCAGACCGAUGCGCCAGCACAGCAUCCUCCGGCCAGCCCCCCCAAUCGACGAGCGGUACAUCCACAUCCCAAUCCCUGCCCCAACGACUCAGGCCUCAGGCGGAGGCCUCGGCUGGGGUGCGGCGGGAGCUUCCCAUGUCUGGCUUCCCAACAGCGGCGGAACUUGACGAUUCCGUCACAUGCUUCCAUCGCUACCUUGACCUUUACUUCAUGAUGGCGGCUGCGCUGGGUACGCCAAUCCUCCCCACCCUCGUCCCGAAGGCGAGCAGCUGGCUUAACCUCUCCUAG